GUUGGUUACCGCCUGUCCGCGGCUGCCUGCCCCGGCUAAGAAACCGGCCUCCCCUCCCGUAUAAAUACCACCCAUCGCACUGCCAUUCCAAUCCACAUCGAGCUAACCAUCUCCUUCCCAGCUCCCCACACUCCACUCUCACUAGAACAGCAACAAAGGAGCCGCUUGUGAGUUUGCGCGAAGAUGAGGUCGUUUGCGUUUGGCAUUGUGGCGAUGGCUUGCAUGAUGGCCAUCGCGCAGGGUGGCAACUUCUACCAGGACGCCGAGAUCUCCUGGGGGCAGGGCCGCGGCAAGAUCGUGGACGACGGCCGCGGCCUCGACCUCACGCUGGACAGGAGCUCCGGGUCCGGGUUCCAGUCCAAGAACGAGUACCUCUUCGGCAAGAUCGACAUGCAGAUCAAGCUCGUCCCGGGCAACUCCGCCGGCACAGUCACCACCUUCUACCUGUCUUCUCAGGGGAACACGCACGACGAGAUCGACUUCGAGUUUUUGGGCAACGAGACCGGCGAGCCGUACACGCUGCACACCAACGUGUUCACGCAGGGGCAGGGGCAGCGUGAGCAGCAGUUCCGCCUCUGGUUCGACCCAACCAAGACCUUCCACACCUACUCCAUCAUCUGGAACCCACAGCACGUCAUAUUCGCGGUGGACGGCACCCCGAUCAGGGACUUCAAGAACCACGAGGCGCGCGGCGUGGGGUUCCCCAAGAGCCAGCCGAUGCGGCUGUACGCGAGCCUGUGGAACGCCGACGACUGGGCCACGCAGGGCGGGCGGGUGAAGGCGGACUGGACCCAGGCGCCGUUCGUCGCCUCGUUCCGCGGCUUCAACGCCGACGCGUGCGUGUGGUCGAACGGCAAGCAGCAGUGCCCCGUCGGCACCAUGGAGAGCGUGGCGACGCCCGGGGGCAGGCGCGGCGGCAGCGGCAGCAGCUGGUGGAACCAGCAGCUCAGCGACAUGAGCUACCGCCGCAUGCGGUGGGUGCAGAGGAAGUUCAUGAUCUACAACUACUGCACGGACACCAAGCGCUUCCCCCAGGGCGUGCCCGUCGAGUGCAAGCUCCGGUGAAACCGAAGGAUCGAUCCGUCGAGAGACAAUAAUGUUUCGGAAUGGGCGAUGCAAUGUAAAUGUAGUAUGCAUAUCGCAUUCUUUGAUUCGUUUUGCAACACCAGAUGUUCCUACAAAGUUCGAUUAGUGACUUUCUUUUUGAGCCUAGUCUGGCUGCGAUUUC
This is a messenger RNA of Phragmites australis (common reed), 1228 nucleotides long. Its product is annotated as xyloglucan endotransglucosylase/hydrolase protein 22-like. Bases 184 to 1065 code for a protein of 293 amino acids. The transcript is spliced from 3 exons. Gene Ontology annotation, biological process: cell wall biogenesis; xyloglucan metabolic process. The record is from RefSeq and is a predicted model, not a curated record. Gene Ontology annotation, cellular component: apoplast; cell wall. Lineage: Eukaryota; Viridiplantae; Streptophyta; Magnoliopsida; Poales; Poaceae. Gene Ontology annotation, molecular function: xyloglucan:xyloglucosyl transferase activity; hydrolase activity, hydrolyzing O-glycosyl compounds.